CACAGUGUGAGCUAAUCUAUUGUUGAUUAAACUAUUCUCCGUCUACCCUCAGCCGUUACGCUUCCCUCCUUCCCUCCAUUACAGCAACGAACAUUGAUCUCUAUUUCUUAGUCUCCUUCUCAGCUUCUGAAAGCUUUCGCUCCAUGGUCUCUCUUCUUCCUCCGCUUUUUGAAAUUUUAUAUUUUACUGUUGAUAUAUAACAUUUUCAAGUCAUGAAAUAUCCACAGAGCGUGAACUCUCGCUCAAAGCAACAACCAAAGGGCAAAAGUUGGGCUGAAAACUGUUGUUCGUGCCUACAGCUGUUUUGGCCCAGAGUGGUCAUGCGUAAAUGGCUUAAUAUCUCCGCCAGAGAGUCUGAUUACAGCGCUGACACUGACUCCGACGACGGCGAUAAAGAUUCUGCUUCUAAUACAGAAGAAUUUUGUGAGUGGGGGAGAGAAUCGCGGUUUAGAGGUAAUGGAGGAGAGGAUGCUCAGUUUGAUCCUAGCAAUGAUGCUCUUUCAAGAUUAAGGAGACGGAAAUCAGAAACUUUUAGGACACAGUAUAUAAACACGAAGGAACUCAGAAUAUGCAUUGGUACAUGGAAUGUUGGGGGAAACCUACCGCCUGAUGAUCUAGAUAUUGAUGAUUGGAUUGAUACCUAUGACCCUGCUGACAUCUACGUUUUUGGUAUUCAGGAAAUUGUGCCGUUGAACGCUGGGAAUAUAUUUGGUGCUGAAGAUGACUGUCCAGUUCCAAAGUGGGAAAGCAUUAUUCGUGAUGCACUAAAUAGAAUUCAACCGACAAAAACCAAAGUUAAAUGCUAUAGUGAUCCCCCAUCUCCAUCAAAAUUUAUGCCAUCUGAUGAUGUUCCAGAUAUAGAAGAAGAGAUAUUACUUGAAAGUGUUGGUGAUGUUGGUGAGGAAAUUCAGCCAUUGGAUGAAGCUAAAGAUAGUCCAGAUACAGGUGACAUAGGUAUGAAUUCUGGAGUUACAGUCAAUAAUAGAGGUAAAUUAGGUGUCCCAGUAGAACAGGAUUUACAGAUGCAAGUUUCUUCUCUAAAGAAAUUAAGUAGACUAAAUUGUUUGUGGACAGAAAAUUCUGCUGGAGAUGUAGAUGUACCAGCUGGUCAAAACAAUGGCAAGUUAACCAAAAUGCUUCAUGGCACUGAAAGGAUUAGUUUGAGCUGGCCAGAGCUGCCACUAGACUUGUUAUCUCAGCAUGUUUUACAGAGACCAAGUUCCUUCGAAGUAGUUAAAUCUUUUAAAGCAAGUAAGUCUUUUGGAGCAUAUAGUUCUUUCACGUCAGUCACAAAUAAAAUGCAAUCAGGAUUAGCUUUGCGUGCAGAACUUGACCUUGAUGCUCUCAUGAAACGUAAAAGAAAAUCAUCGUAUGUUAGGAUAGUAAGUAAGCAGAUGGUUGGAAUUUUCCUCACAAUUUGGGUUCGUAGGAGCUUGCGCAAGUAUAUUCAGAACUUGAGAGUGUCUACUGUUGGCGUUGGUGUAAUGGGUUACAUUGGUAACAAGGGAUCAAUAUCAGUCAGUAUGUCUAUAUAUGAGACUCUUUUCUGUUUUAUAUGUACUCACCUGACGUCAGGUGAAAAAGAUGGAGAUGAACUCAAAAGAAAUGCUGAUGUGCAUGAAAUACAUAGGAGAACUCUGUUUCAUACCAAUUCUGGUAUUGGGCUUCCAAAAAGCAUCCUUGAUCAUGAAAGAAUUAUUUUGCUGGGUGAUUUGAACUAUCGGAUCAACUUGUCAUAUGAGAAAACAUGUGAACUAAUCUCCCGAAAGGAGUGGGCCGAGUUAGUGGAGAGGGAUCAGCUUGUAUGGGAACUAAGAAAAGGUCAUGCAUUUGAUGGAUGGACUGAGGGUACAUUAAAUUUUCCACCAACAUAUAAGUAUGAAAUGAAUUCAGACAAAUAUUAUGGAGAGGAUCCUCAGGUUGGGAGGCGUGUUCCAGCAUGGUGUGAUCGCAUCCUUUCUUAUGGAAAGGGAAUGAGGCUUCUCAAUUACAGGAGAACAGAGCUCAAACUUUCUGAUCAUCGACCUGUGACAGCCACAUAUAUGGUUGAGGUUGAGGUUUUCUGUCCUAGGAAGCUACAACGGGCACUCAGAUACACAGAUGCAGAAAUUGAAAAUGAAGAAGUUCUAGAAGAAACCAUUGAUGUUUGAAUGAGCCACUUGAGAUUGGAGCAGGAUAUUUCUCCAUGGGAGCAUUAAUGGAGACUACGUAAUAUAAAGCUUGAAGCAGCCGAGAGCAAGAACCUCGCCAUUCUUUACUAAAUAUAAGCUUUGGAUUACUGUAUAUGAGCAAUAUAUGCCUAUUUUAUGAUGGAUUUUAAUGAUUUUUCCAAGUCUCUUACAAUUGAAUGUAUCCGUUCCAUAUAGAAUUCCUA
Hevea brasiliensis (rubber tree) is the source of this 2374-nucleotide messenger RNA. Its product is annotated as type IV inositol polyphosphate 5-phosphatase 3. The record is from RefSeq and is a predicted model, not a curated record. Gene Ontology annotation, biological process: phosphatidylinositol dephosphorylation. Bases 213 to 2150 code for a protein of 645 amino acids. The transcript is spliced from 11 exons. Gene Ontology annotation, molecular function: inositol-polyphosphate 5-phosphatase activity; phosphatidylinositol-3,4,5-trisphosphate 5-phosphatase activity; phosphatidylinositol-4,5-bisphosphate 5-phosphatase activity. NCBI's taxonomy places the organism in Eukaryota, Viridiplantae, Streptophyta, Magnoliopsida, Malpighiales, Euphorbiaceae.